Molecule: messenger RNA, 1791 nt
Organism: Exserohilum turcica Et28A
Lineage: Eukaryota; Fungi; Ascomycota; Dothideomycetes; Pleosporales; Pleosporaceae
Product: carbohydrate-binding module family 35 protein
Exons: 4
Coding region: 331-1791 (486 amino acids)
Biological process (GO): carbohydrate metabolic process
Molecular function (GO): hydrolase activity, hydrolyzing O-glycosyl compounds
Source: RefSeq, a predicted model, not a curated record
GGCCUGCAUGACUGCGCCGGUGGUGUUGGCAUCUCCUCACUCUCAGCCAAGCUUGGAGUCUUUAUUUUUCCGGCAACCGACGGGGUCAUACCAGGAUAUGGCAGUAGCGCCAUGUCGAAACCUGGAGAAAUGCGAUGAUCGGUUCCCGGAACAAGCGCAGAGCCCCGCUGUACGUCUUGUACCGCCCAUGUUACUGGGGGCUCGGGUUAUCAGGCCCCGCCGCUGCUUGGCCGGCACACACUGGUGCAUGUGCAACCGGCUAUAUGAAGUCCAGGCCGUUUAACCUAGGCAUGUUCGUUACCCCCCAGAUCACGCUUCUGCAACUUCAAAAUGCGUCUCGGCACGCUGUUGUGCCAGCUCGUGUUAGCUUCUGCAACUACUUCCGCAAAAUGGAUCGUCCCAGGAGCGCGAUGGAGAGCGACCGACGGCUCACUUGUGAAUGCGCAUGCCGGAGGAGUAACUAGAGACGCUGGAACUGGAAAGUUCUUUUGGUUUGGAGAGUACAAGGUCCAAGGACAAGAAGAGGGUGGUGGUGUGAGCGUCUACAGCUCCAGUGAUCUUGUAACAUGGGAACCUCAUGGCCUUGCUCUGGAACCAAUUGAGGGUCAUCCGCACAUCUCAAACGAAGACAUUAUCCAAAGACCCAAGGUUGUUUACAGCGAGGCGACUCGCCAGUACCACAUGUGGUGGCAUGCCGAUAAUAGGACAUAUGGAGAGCUUCUUCAAGGCCUCGCUGUUUCCGACAACAUUACUGGGCCCUAUACCUAUGUCGAUGCCACGGCGCCUCUUGGAAACUGGUCGCAGGAUUUUGGAAUGUUUGUAGACCAAAAAGACGGGCGUGCAUACGCGCAGUACUCCAACGGCGACCGCCGAGAAGGGCGGGAUGUUUACCUCACGUCUUUCAAUGAGAACAUAACUGCGUUGGACGAGGUUGUUCACCGCUUUGACAAGUACGAUCUGGAAGCCCCCAACAUCGUUCAGACAGACAAGAGCUACUUUGCCCUCAUGUCUCACAAGACGGGAUAUCGGCCAAAUAAUGUGGUGGCAUUCCGUGCUGACUCACUUUCUGGUCCUUGGUCGCAACCCUUCAUCAUCGCACCCUUGAACACGCGCACUUUCAACUCGCAAUCGGGUUUCAACCUUCGAAUCAACGGUACCAAGAAGACAACCUAUAUUUACAUGGGAGAUCAAUGGGAUUCCAAUUCAUUGUGGGAAUCGAGGUACAUUUGGCUUCCGAUGGAGAUUAACGAAGAGGAAAAGUCUCUCGAGCUUGUAUGGCAUGAUGUCUAUGAUCUCAAUGUAGAGACUGGUGAAAUCACGCCGAUUGAAGGUACUACUUACUACAACAUGGAGGCGACAACGACUGGAAAGGCCUAUCACCAAGAAGCCACCUUUGCGAGCGACAAGACGAUUGUGACGGGCAUCUACGGCAAUGAUAGCAAAGCUACCUUUCACAACGUUGAAGGUAGCGGCAAGCCUCAAUGGGUCUCUUUCUACUAUCAAAAUACUGACGACAUGGGCUUCGGUGACCAGCCGGGUGGCACACCCGAUCGCAUCAAUGGAACAUGGCAGCUUCGUCGCAUCUCGAGCGUCAUUGUCAAUAACAAGACGGAGGAGCUCCAGACACUGUACCAGCGAGAUACUCACAAGGGCAUCAUUUUGAGUUCCCCGCUCAUGUUAAACUUGGACAAGGGGAGUCACAACACUAUUACUAUUGGCGGUCUAUACAACGGACAUGAUUACAAAGGUGCGGAUAUUGAUCGUAUUGUUGUCUAUCCGCCUGAAGAGUAA